AUGACUAUUUUAGUUUGUACAUUGAACUAUAACACAUAUCAAACUAUGCUUAAGAUAUCGCUUUGGUGUCUAAUUGGUGUCUUCUUCUAUGUCCAUUGUCUACAAAGAGAUACUUGGUAUUCCAGACUGCACAAAGAAGCGACCAACUCUUCUCUAGGAGUGCUUUAUGGAGAGGUUGCUAGUUUUGUUCAUUGUGCUGGACUCUGUGCCUGGGACGACUAUUGCAUGGAGUUAAUUUACAGCGAGAUUAGUAGACAGUGUAUUGGACUUCACUGUGUAAACAAGGAAAGCCAUUCGUAUCAGUACGUCGUCCCGUCAUUUCCUCAAAUGCUUUAUUUUGGAAAAGAGUUCAACUGGGUAGAAUAUUCUGGUCACUAUUACUUUUAUGGAGCAGAAAACGUUACAUGGACAGACGCCAAGCUGGAAUGCCAAAAGAUGUGUGCACAUUUUGCGGAGGUUGAAACUAAAGAGGAAUCUGAAUGGCUGGCGGCUACAUUUCUCAUGAGAGAUAGUUGUACUAGCCUUUCCCGAACCUGUACUGCUUGGAUAGGUGGUAAUGACAUUGACACUGAAGGUCAAUUCGUCUGGGACAAAUCAAACGCAACGAUCGGCUUUUCUAACUGGUCCCCAGGUAAUCCUAGCAUUGAUUUCCCCGACCAGGCUCCUACUCGUGACUGUGUUGACCUGUAUCGAGAUGGGAAAUGGAAUGACAGACGAUGUACUUAUUUAAACCCAUUUAUUUGUGAAAAAUCAUUGUAAUGCUACAGUUACCGUAAUUUCAUGCAUAUCUUUUUACAAUUUUACGCUAUUAUGGUAAGCAAUUAUAAUGAUAUGCCAUGAGAUUUUUAUAGAAUGCUAUGAGAUUUGCAUGUUUUGCUAUGAACAAUAAAUAAAGGCCUAAUGGUAUGGAAUGCUAUAGUAUGCUAUGCUAUGAGUUUUGUAAAAAAUACCCUUUCGCAUACAGAAGUGUUUCGAACUAAAAUAAUAAAAAAAUAAAGUCUACCACACUGCAAUGUUAUCUUUUUUCAAUUAGCUCAAUUAAAACCGAGUUUAAACUAUAUGCUGUAUGAAUACUAUAGCAUACCAUAAGGAAUGAGAAUUUGAUGAUAUUCUAUGAGAUACCAAUGCUAUGAAUUUUUAAUGGUAUGGUGUAAGAUGUAAAUGCGUCGCUAUGCUAAGGUGUAUGUUGUUAAAGAAAUGCCUGACUGACUCUAGAUUCUACGGUAUUUUUAUCCAAGAGUACUUGUCAUUGUUUGAUAUGUGUUGAUAACAUGCCUAUUGAUUGAUUGAA
Molecule: messenger RNA, 1291 nt
Organism: Magallana angulata
Lineage: Eukaryota; Metazoa; Mollusca; Bivalvia; Ostreida; Ostreidae
Product: macrophage mannose receptor 1-like
Exons: 4
Coding region: 1-759 (252 amino acids)
Molecular function (GO): signaling receptor activity
Source: RefSeq, a predicted model, not a curated record